Molecule: messenger RNA, 2560 nt
Organism: Solanum stenotomum
Lineage: Eukaryota; Viridiplantae; Streptophyta; Magnoliopsida; Solanales; Solanaceae
Product: probable glycosyltransferase At5g03795
Exons: 4
Coding region: 673-2268 (531 amino acids)
Molecular function (GO): glycosyltransferase activity
Source: RefSeq, a predicted model, not a curated record
GGCAUAAUACAUAAAUGAAUAUUCAAACUUGGCCUACUGACAAGUAACCACUCCAACUUUGAGAAUGCGUCCUUCCUUAUUUUCUCCAUUCUUUUGGUUUGUUUGUGUCAUUUUGUUUCAAAUGAUUUGGUUUCUUACGACAAUACAAAUACGUGAAAUGGAUACUUCUUAAUUAUUGGAUGAUUAGUUCCUGUCUCUGCUAACAGAAACUGAUUAGAAUUGGUUCUCAACAAUUAUUCUUAUGAUUUAUCUUGUCUGUCUGCCUUUAUGGCUUUCUUUUCUAAAAGUUACUUCUUUAUUGGUAAUCAGUGAUAGAGGGAAGUUCAACCCAAAUAAUUGGUUGUUAAACAGAGAGAAAUAACUGUGAACUGAUAGAUAUCUACAUUAACAAUGUAUUCAUAUAUGUCCUUUCACCUUUGCACUUGGAUGUUUAGCUUAAAUUAGUUUUUGUUUCUGCCUUGUAAAUGGCCGGUUUCUUAAGAGUAUUGCCUUUGUCCGUGGUUGAGUAUAUUAUACUUCACCUCAGUAAAGUACCUGACAUUUUGUUUAAACUUACAUUCACAGAUCUCCCUGUUUGAGUCUUGGAGCAUAUUGGAGGUAUGAGAUGGACUUUUUAGGCUGCCUAAGGGACUGAAAUAGAUAUGCAAAAGUAUCUCUUCUUUUAGCAACAGGAUGAAGAUUAGGAAAUUGUUGCGGAAAAUAAUUGCUAUUCUGAUGUUCAGAAUUGACUGGAAGAAGCUGGUUUUCAUUGGUGCUAUUCUGACAGUAUUUAGGAUAAUAUUUCAAAUUUCUACACUUCCUUAUCCUCUUACAGAAUGGAUUCUCUUCCCACCAUCGGAGAUUUCAUCUUCCCAAAAUUUGAAUCAUGAAAAGAACUUAAGGGAACUUCCAGUAAGUCCAGAUAUCAGGUUUAACCUUAGUCAGCAUGCCCCCCUAGUUGUUUCACUCAACUCUACAGAUGGACUGAGUGAAACACUGCAAGUUCUGGAAAGACGAGAACAAAUUUCGAGACAGCGGAAAAGUAGGAAGCAUGUGAAUGCAGUAGAUAAAGUUAUUUUCCCUUCUUCACCUGUUAGAAACGUGUCCAACUAUAUGCUGAGAUACACAGCAUCUUCGACUCCAGAUGAGGCACUUGCAUAUGCCAAACAAGAGAUUGAGAAUGCCCCACUAGUUAAGGAUGAUCAGGACUUGUAUACUCCUCUAUUCAGGAAUGUCUCUGUAUUUAAGAGGAGCUAUGAGUUGAUGGAGCUUAUACUCAAAGUUUACAUUUACAAAGAAGGGAAAAGGCCGAUUUUUCAUCAACCUUAUCUUAGAGGAAUUUAUUCAUCUGAGGGAUGGUUCAUGAAGCUGAUGGAAGAUAGUCACCAGUUUGUGACAAGGGAUCCACAAAAGGCUCACCUGUUCUAUCUGCCAUAUAGCGCACGUCAGUUACAAAAGGCACGAUAUGUGGUGAACUCACAUGAUCUUAAGCCGUUAUCAGUAUUCCUGCGGAACUACGUGAACAUGCUAGCUUCAAAGUAUCCUUUCUGGAACCGCACAUGUGGGUCAGAUCACUUUCUUGUUGCUUGCCAUGAUUGGGGACCUUAUACUCUGAAGGAUCAUGAGGAUCUGAGUAGAAACACUAUAAAAGCUCUCUGCAAUGCAGAUAUAUCUGAAGGAAUAUUUGUUUCUGGGAAGGACGUUUCCCUUCCCGAGACCACUAUUAGGAAUCCUAGGAGGCCUCUUAGAAACCUCGGUGGAAAAAGAGUGUCACAGCGCCCGAUUCUUGCCUUUUUCGCUGGAAAUAUGCAUGGUCCGGUACGUCCCAAACUUCUCAAAUAUUGGAGGGACAAAGAUGAAUCCAUAAGAAUUUACGGGCCUCUACCCCAUAGAGUCUCAAAAGUUAUGUCUUAUCCUGAACACAUGAAAUCAAGCAAGUAUUGCCUUUGUCCGAUGGGUUAUGAAGUGAACAGCCCAAGGAUUGUCGAGGCAAUAUAUUAUGAGUGUGUUCCGGUUAUCAUCGCUGAUAAUUUUGCGCUUCCAUUCAGCGAAGUACUUAAUUGGACUGCUUUUUCUGUGGUUGUUUCUGAGAAAGAUAUUCCUAGGCUAAAGGAUAUUUUAUUAAGUAUACCUCUGAGACGUUACCAGAUCAUGCAAAAUAAUGUCAAGAUGUUGCAGAAGCAUUUUAUUUGGAAUUCAAAACCGACUAGAUAUGAUCUGUUCCAUAUGAUUUUGCAUUCAAUUUGGGUUAGCAGGCUCAACCAACUUCAAGUAUCGGAGAUAUCAUAAUUCCUUGAGUUCUAGUUGUUCCAACAUGAUGGUCUGUUAGCUUAUCAAUUUGGAUGUUGAUAUGCAAAACAUUUCAAGAGCUGCAGCCGGUUCAGUUCUCUUAACAUGUGUACUUGGAAUGAUCUCAUCGAAUGCUUCUGCCACAUUUGGCUAGAAAAAACAAACUAGCUGGCUGUGCAAGGCUGCCAUUCUAUAAAGGAAUUUAGUCAGAGAGAUUACAUCUGUUCCAUAAACCGAGCAGAAACUGCUUUUUGUACUUUGACAGAAAGAGUUGCCCGCAGAAGACUAACUC